Molecule: messenger RNA, 4026 nt
Organism: Spodoptera exigua (beet armyworm)
Lineage: Eukaryota; Metazoa; Arthropoda; Insecta; Lepidoptera; Noctuidae
Source: the annotation of a GenBank genome assembly
CUCGGUUGCCAUACUUGCCAUUGAAGAAAGAAAAAAAAGUAAACAAUGUAUGUAAAAUGUGCACUGUGCAGAAUGUUGAAUUAAAUAAUAGAUUUAAGUGUAAAAAUAAUUAAUCAUUAUGUCUGACCUCAAAGUUUGCCGUAUAUGCUUGUGUAAAGACGUAAAAAUAUAUAGUUACGAUCGUUUUCAUUUAAAGCAAUAUUAUGAAGAAGUUCUAGCUAAAAAAAUAAAUAUACAAGAUGGUCUUCCAAACUGUUUUUGCUAUGAAUGUGCUGGCAUGUUGUAUAAGUUUCAUAAGUUUAAAGAAAAAUGCUACAGAGCAGAGCAAGCUCUUAAUGAAUUGUCCUGGAAUGGAUCUAUUACACUAUCAUCAAUAUCCAAAAUAGAUAGAGAGAGCAACAACUUAAAAUCUUCUAUAAAUAUUCUUUCCACAAACAAAAGAAUAAGAACUUUUAUUAUAAAGAGUAAAACACUAAAACUAGUAAAAAAAGAAGGAAAAAAUGACAAACUAACAGAAUUCACAAUCAAUUACAACAGUGACUCUUCAGUGGACAGUCAAACCUUAACAGAAAUAAAAAACGAAAUGUUAUAUGAAAAAGAAGAAUGCAAAAUGUCCGAAGAGAAGAUUAACAAUGAUUUUGAAAAUGUGAUGCAUAUAGAAAAUGAAAUAACAGGUCUAGAAGAUGACCAUGUAUUUGAAGACAAUGAAGAAGUACAAACAGAAGAAUUAAAUGACUUUAAGGUCAUAAAAGAAGAAUCUCAAAUGGACAAUAUUAUUGAGCAAGAGAACAGUUUUAACAUGGUAAUUGAAGAAGAUAAAAUAAAUCACAAAAAAAGGGAAGCAAAAAAGAAGACUCAUAGAAAACGUAAGAGGUUUGAAGUUUUGCAUACAGAAGCUGACAAUUUGGAUCCUAGUCAUUGGUUGAAGAUUAAUUUGAAUGAAGAGGAAGCGUUGGAAGAAUUUAGAGCGAGAGCGAAUGAUCGGAAGUAUGUGUCGGCGGCAUAUAAAUGCACUGAUUGUUACAAAGGUUUCUCAAAAGAGGAUAUGAUAAAUAGGCAUGUUAAAUUAAGACAUUGUGAGUCUGUAGGCCCCAUAGUCUGCCGUUUCUGCCACAUGCGGUUCAAACGGAAAUGCUUUCUAACCAGACAUAUAAGUCAACAUUAUACCAAAUACAAAUGCCUGAGGUGUGAUCUCAUAUGUCCCUUAAAACAUUUAUCAACGUACUACACGCAUUUGCGUACGCACCGCAGCGAGCACGUGUGCACUCUAUGCGGGGCCUCCUUCGUUAGUGUCGCCGGACUCAGCAUGCACAAACGCACCAUGCAUGUUACAACUGUCGUUAAUCGUGACAAAGAAGAAAUAAACACGUUCUGUUCCCGGUGUGACAUCAGGUUUGAGACGAGGAAGGCGUAUGAAGAACAUUUAUAUCAUUCUGUUAAACACAGCGAAGACGUCGAGGUUUUACGGAUAGAGGGAAGGAUUGGGCUUCCAGUAACCUCACUAACACGGUGGAACACUUGCAACAUAAACUUCCCGAGCCUAGCUGCGUACAUGAAGCACCAUAACGCUGAACAUAAGGACGAGCCUCUCCCCGCGAAGGAGGAGGAGAGAACCAUCUGUGAGAUCUGUGGGGCUUCGCUAAAGGCGAAUAGCGUGGCGAGUCAUCUAAAUACACAUACACGGGAGAAAUUGUAUAGUUGCACUUUAUGCCACAUGCAGUUCAAUAGUAAAGGAAGCAUGAACAGACAUCAACUGACGCACACCGGUGAAAAGCCCCACGAAUGUUCAAUGUGCGAGAAACGGUUCACGCAGAAAAGUAGUAUGCAACUACAUUUCCGUACGUUCCAUCUUAAGCAACCUUAUCCGAAGAGAAACAGAAGAAAAACAGCAUUCAAUGAGCAAGAUGGUCUACCCCAAUACUUCUGCUAUGAAUGUGCCACCAUACUACACAAGUUCCAUAGAUUUAAGGAGAAAUGCUUCAGCGGCCAGAAGGCUCUCCGAGAAUUAGCUUGGAGAGGUCCUAUAACUUACGAACAAAUAUACAAAUUGGACCCCCCAAGAUCUUUGCACACAUCACCCGUAACCUCAAUAGACUUUCCAAGCCAUAUCAGAAGUUUCAUAUCAAACAAAAAUACAGAAGAAUCAAACGAUGUCUUUGAUCCGGAAAAAGUGGAGAAAAUAGAAAAUAUUGAAUUAAAUUAUUUUAGUGAAACAUCUAUACCGGGGGAUACGGAACCGAUGUUGGAUUUUGAUACAUUCCCUGAACAUUUUGAAGAUGAAAAAAUCAAAGUUGAUAGCAAUGAAGUGUCAUACGGUUUCAACGGUGACGAAGACAAUUUAGUUAAUAUCAAGUGUGAGAUUGUUGAUGAGAAGAAAAGCAGAAAGAAAUCUAAAGGCUUAGGUAAUAAGGUUUUGAAUAGUAAACAUUGGAGGAAGAUUACGCUGAAUGAGGAGGAGGCUUUGAAGAAUUUUCGCGCGAGAGCUGAAGAUAAGAAAUAUGUGGACGCCGCGUAUAAGUGCUCCGAUUGCUUUCGAGGUUUCUCUAAGAAGGAUAUGUUGGAUAGACAUCUGCAGUUAAGGCAUCUUAAGAUGCUGGGUCCCCUGGAAUGUCGUUUCUGUCGGAUGAGGUUCAAACUGAACUGCUACCUACGGAGACAUAUAAGGCAGCAUUAUGUCAAGUACGAGUGUUUGCGAUGUCAAGUCAUCUGUCCUUUGGAACAUACAGCCGUUCUUCACAAUGAGUAUCACAGUGGACUCAAGAGGAAGUGUGAUUACUGUGAUCAAGAAUUUAGGCAUACGUCAACAUACUAUACGCAUUUGCGUACGCACCGCAGCGAGCACGUGUGCACUCUGUGCGGGGAGUCGUUCGACAGUCCAGGUGAUGAUGAAGAAGUGGAUACAUAUUGUGUACGUUGCGACAUCACAUUUGAAACACGAAAAGCUUUUGAAGAACAUUUAUUCCAUUCUGCUCUACACAGCGACGGAGAAAGUAAUUUUGAUCAAGGAAAUAAUAAAAAAGUCUUAGGUAAAAAGGAACAAGCUAAAACAACUAAUUCUUGCAAUGCUAUAAUUAAUAAGCCCAGUUACGUUGCUAUUUCCGCCAGUGUGCAAAAUUGCGAAGGCACUCAGGAUUUACAAGCACAGGCUUCAUCUUCAACUUUGUUGACGUUGACACCAAAAAGAGAUAAAAAUUUAAAAAGAAAAUACACUGAAAUAACAAGAAGCUUAAGAAAAAGGGAUACCGACUCAAGUAUUCUAAUAACUGAACAGAAAACGGCAAGGAAAAGAAGAAAGCACAGACGGGAACACAGAAAACCUACGACGUGUCAUCAGUGCGGAAAACACUUCGAGACCCAGUCAGCGUGUUUGAAACACCAUCUAUCGGAACAUCCGCGCACUUCAUUCUUCCCGCCCAACCAGAGGUACAUCUGUGAGAUCUGCGGCUCUUCGCUAGCUCCGGGCAGUAUACAAACACAUAAGAACAUGCACUCUAGAGAGAAGGUGCACAGAUGUGACACAUGCGGACGGGAGUUUCACGCCGCUGUGGGGUUAAAGCGACAUCUAUUGACGCACACAGGUGAAAAACCUUAUUCUUGUUCUCUAUGCGACAAGCGGUUCACACAAAGCAACAGUAUGAAGUUACACUAUCGCACAUUUCAUCUUAAAGAGCCAUAUCCGAAACGAGUCCGAAGAAAAGGUAAAGAAUUACCAAAAUCAGUGGAACAAGGUGAAUCAACUAGUGAAGAGGAUUCAGAUAGCAGUUUACCAGAUAUUGAACCGAGUAUGCUCAAGCCUGACGCUGGUAUCAAACCAGUGACCGGUACUAUACCGGACAAACCCUCCGAUGAUAGCAUGCAUUAUUUGACACUUACGUAAUAUUAUUUUUAAGUUUUGUAACUUUGACUGAUUUUUAUGCACGAGUGCCUGGUGCGAAUUGGCCAGCUUGGCCGGAGUGAUACCACGGUAUCACAGAAUAUCGGCGUUAAACAACCACAACGUUGUUUCUGUUUGUUACAAUAUUGUUU